Molecule: messenger RNA, 1520 nt
Organism: Rhinichthys klamathensis goyatoka
Lineage: Eukaryota; Metazoa; Chordata; Actinopteri; Cypriniformes; Leuciscidae
Product: sialomucin core protein 24-like
Exons: 4
Coding region: 131-1039 (302 amino acids)
Source: RefSeq, a predicted model, not a curated record
UUUCUUUAGGGAGUGGAAAAAGCAUUGAGGCUGCAGCAGGUGGGGGAGUGUAAUAACUGCUGCGAGACACUUCCUGGUUUCACUAACCGGGUUCGUUUCAGCUUACAAGGAGAAAGCAGUUGCAACAGUUAUGGGUGUGUUAACACUUCGGCUUUUAGUAUGUGGCCAACUAAUAUUGUUUUCAUUGGUUGUGAAUAAUAUAACCAAUGCACAGAAGAUCGGUGAGUCACCAUCAAAAGCUCCACCUCUGAAUGCAACAAGAAACCACACAGAGGACAAUGCUUCAAAUUCAUCCAGCAAUUCAGCAUACAAUGAUAGUAGUACAACUCAAAACAACUUGAACACACAGACGACCCCUACUGGCUUCAAUAGUACUUUGGGACCAAUCCAAAGCAAUACUACAGUCACAGGAUCAGCAGUGCAGCCAAACUCAACAGAAAACGGUCAGACAACCCAAUCAGCCACAUUCACAACAAUCAAGAUCAAUUCAACAGCUGUCACUUCUACAGACAAAAGCACUCAUGGCAACAAUGAAACUGCUGCAUCAAGCACUACACCAGUGACCAAACAAACAGCGAUUACUUCUCCCACUAUAACUCAAAAUGGCACAACUUUUUCCAAUGAAUCUCAAGCAGGUGGUGGCCUGAAUCAUUCAGAGAAAUCUCUGACUAUUUUAUUCAGCAUUCUGCUUGGUGUAAUAGUUCUGGUAAUUCUGAUGAACUUUGUGUACAAGUACGGCAGAAGCAAAGAGAGAAGUAUCCAAUAUACUCAUCGCCGUCUCCAGAAUGAAGAUACAGGUGAGCCGUUUGCAGUGCCAGAUGACACGCUGGUUAUUUCAGGAGGACUCUAUGACGGCCCUCAGAUUUACAACCCCACCAUGACAGUGCAGAACGAGGAAGAAUUCCAGACAGACAUACCUGGAUCUGCUUCCAGACCUACUCGGUUCCGCUUGGAGUUUCUGAGAGAGAAUCAAGACAGAGCAUUUGACAACGAGCCCUCCACCUUUCAGACAUUUCAUGCACAUGACCAAGAGCCUUAAGAUCUCAGCAACAAACCUCUUUUUAUUCAAAAAACAAAAACAAAAAAAGGUUUUUUCAGUUCACAUUUUGAGAUGAAAAUGUUGCUUUUACUUAAAGCUUCUAUGAAAAAGGCUGUUUUUAAACGGCAAUAAAAAAAAAAAAACUUUGAACUAAUGAAAUUACUGAACAUAACAGAAAAACACAAAUAUAAAUGUAAAUACACAAAUAUAAAUACAAAGAUUUGUAACUGCAACCAACAACUGUACCAGGAACAUCUUUUGAUAAAUAUCGUAAAGUACUGUAUAUUAACUGAACAUACUAUGACGUGAAAUUGUUUUGAGAGCUUAGAAUAAAUAAUAUAAAUAUUUCUGCCAAUUCAAACACCAGUAUAAAUUGUAAACAAUCAAAAGCUAUUGUCUAAGGAGUGUCAUGUGCACUAUGUAAUUAAAAAACAGAAAAAAAAGAAUCAUCACAUUUUGUAUGCAUACAGUUUCAAGCAAA